This is a messenger RNA of Geosmithia morbida, 1302 nucleotides long. RefSeq lists its product as uncharacterized. Gene Ontology annotation, molecular function: aspartic-type endopeptidase activity. The record is from RefSeq and is a predicted model, not a curated record. NCBI's taxonomy places the organism in Eukaryota, Fungi, Ascomycota, Sordariomycetes, Hypocreales, Bionectriaceae. Bases 1 to 1302 code for a protein of 433 amino acids. Gene Ontology annotation, biological process: proteolysis. The transcript has 4 exons.
AUGCGUCUUGUCGAUUCCAUCACCCUCGUCACGGCUGUGGCUGCGCUGCCUCAGCCGCGGGAUCAGACACAGACCUUCUCAGUCGCUGUGUCCCCUUCUUCUAAUGAUGCCACAGGGGGGAGAGACUUUGUGCGCGACUGGGUGGCUGCUCAUCGGAAAUGGGGUGGUGGCGUGUCAUCCCAGGUCAUGUCUGCGCUUUCGACUACGGACACCGGUCCCGACGACGGUGCUGGCAGUGGCCGCGUUGUUGCCAACCCCCUUGGUAGAGAUGAUGUGUACAUUGCCAACUUGGCGGUCGGCAAUCCGCCGCAGCUGAUCAAGUUGGCCGUCGACACGAGCUCUUCAGAUCUAUGGACAGAGUCGAUAGCCACAGUCUACACGGUCAACCACAACGGUCCGUGGGCACCCCGAUACCGUCCCAACAUGUCCAAGACGUCUACUCUCCUCCAAGAUGCAGAAUGGGACAUCCGAUACGGGGACGGUACCUCUGCCGACGGCGUGACGUACCACGACACCGUAAGGCUGGGCACCCUACGCGUCGACUCUGCAACCGUCAAAUCUGCGCGCAUCAUACCCGCCAGCUUGGAGAACGAGACGGGGCUGAGCGGUGUUCUGGGCUUGUCAAAACCCACGUCCAACAGCAGCAGCAGCAUCACCCGGCUCAUCAGAGAGGCGCUGGUGGGCAGCAACGGCAGGCCGAUCAUCACAGCCGACCUACGUCACAACGCGUCGGGCCGCAUCGACUUUGGCCAGGUGGCGGACGACGACUCCCUGUCCGAAGACGCCAUCGCGUGGGUGCCCCCCGUGCCGUCCAGCUCGUACUGGGACGUCGACUUCUCGACAGUUGGGUGGCACGGGAGCCACGGGUUGUGGCACGACCGGGACUUCCGCGCCACGGUCGACACGGCCACGACGCUGCUCUUCCUCCCCCAGGCCCUGGCUGGCCUGUACUGGUUCGACAUCCCGGGCAUGCGCGUCGACCCCCGCCUCGAAAAUGCCUACACCUUCCCCUGCGUCUUGGCCGAUAGCCUGCCCGAUCUGCUCUUCAAGAUCCCCGGGUCGGACAAGUUCGUUACCGUUGCCGGUAAGUACCUCAACUAUGGGCCUGUCGGCAGCAGCACAGGAAAAACCACCACCAGCAGCAUAGGCGACGGUGAUGAGGACUACUGCUGGGGUGGCAUGCAGGGUGCUAAGGAUCUCGACGUCGCUGUCUUGGGGGAUAUGAUGCUCAAGGCUGUCGUUGUGGCGUUUGAUCUGGGCAGUGGGGCCGUUGGGUUUGCUAACAAGACGUUGGGUGGUUGA